AUGUCGGCAGAUGAGUGUUCCUCAGUCAACCAUGACUCUGUACCCACGAUAACGUCAGGGACAACUACCGAACUCUGUGCACAAUUUCUUACCGAUACGAAUCUCAUUUCGCUUAUCACCGCAAAGAAGGAUGCAGCCACCCCGUGCGCAUGCGCGGAGUAUGAUAUGACGCAGGACGCCAUGUUUGAAAAGGUCGAAAAUUGCUAUGGAGAAUGGCUGUUCAAUGAUGGCGUCAAGCAGAAAUGCUGUUACAGAAAUGGCAAGUUGCUGGCUGGAUACCCUGAUGGCGGGUUUGUUAUUCUGGAUGGAAUGAAAACGUCCAUGGAUGUAGUUCGCAACGUUUGUUGUCAUGGUAAUAACCGGUCUACUUGCGCGGCUUUUUACGACAUUAACCAGUCGGACGAUUGUACAAGAUAUGGAAAUAUUGUUUCAGCUCUGUCUUGGGGUGACCCGCUUAUUCAGACAGUUGGAAGUCCAUCAUAUAACUACUCUUUCAACGGUCACGGGGAAUAUAUUUUUCUAAAAUCAUCCAAAGGGCUAGAAAUACAAGCCCGUACAGACUAUCUUGUACCUGGAAACAACGACUCAACAAUAUUCACUGCGUUUGCAUUUACGAACGUCUAUAUCAACGAGACACUUCAGGUUUUAUUCAACAGACCGGGAAACCUUAUAGAUCUUUAUCUCAAUAAUGGGGUAUUAUUUGCCAAAUCAGGCUCUUGUACAGAGCACACGCACCAGACAUCCGGUUUCUCGAUUGUUUGUUUACCGAAUGGAUUCAAAAUUAUACCGACGCUAUUAUUAAACGGCUUGAAUGCGGAUGUCACCACGAAUGGAAAAUUCAUGAGUAUAGAAAUAAAAGAGUCGUCGAAGCAGGUUAAUAUGACUGGUCUAGCAGGCAACGUUAAAGACGGAAAAUACUGUUUUCCAAAUGGCUCUUCAAUACCGACCAAUUCCAGUGAACGCGAUGUUUUUGAAUACGGCGAUGCAUGGUCUUUAACACGAUGGAACAACUCAUCGCUUUUUAAUUACACUUUAUCUGCUGGUGACUUCAGCUACCACAACACAUUUUCGAGACCCAGAUUCCUUGAAGAUCUACUUAACAACUUAACAGCCUUAUUUGGCAAUUGCAACAAUACUAUAAAUAUAACUUCAAUAAAUGCGACAUGCAGAAACUCCUGGGAGGACAUGUUAAACAAACAGUGCCUGUUAAUAAUUGCGAGGACCUGCAACAUAUCUUUCGGCGAAGACAUUCAAAAGGAAACAGAGAGACAGCAUAUGGACUUCAUUAGAAAAAACAAUAAACCACCCAGUUUUAAGAAUGCAAUGCCGAACGCAACCGAUAUGUUAUUUAAUGGCAAUACCUCCUGGACUAUCAAUCUGAGGGAGAUGGUAGUCGAUGACAAUCUGUAUGAUCUAAGAUUUGAAGUGGAUCCCUGGCUGGAUGGCGAAAUGAAUAUAAGCGCUGAUGGGGAAUUCACAUGGAAAGUUGGAACAGCCUUACGAAACAUCAUCGAGCGAGCACUUCACAUUGCCGUUUUUGACACAUUUAAUUUAACGAAUUCGCACAUAAUCAAUUUCCGAUACUGUGGUUGUGAGAGACCAAAUGAGUGUAACUUCCAGAGCGAAACAGCUGACACUGCCGAAUGCAAAUGUCCAAAUCGUUUUGUGGAAGGAAAGUUUUGCGAAAAUAAAACAGACCUGUGCAGUCAAUACAUUUGCUACCAAAAUGACACAUGCAACAAAAACUAUUCCGGGGAUGGGAGUCCAUGCGCUAAGUGUCCAAAAAAGGGAUUUUAUGAGGAAAAUUUCGGAUUUACCCAGUUUUGUCAAGAUCUAAACGAAUGCAACGACACGCGCACUCACAACUGCGAACAAGAGUGUUUUAACGACGUGGGAUCCUAUCACUGCGGCUGCAAAAGUGGAUAUCUGCUUAAUAAUGACAACUCCACGUGUGCAGACGUCGACGAGUGUGUGCUAGGCAAUUAUUCCUGCACAAAUCUCCAUGAGGCAUGUGUGAAUCUGCCGGGAAAUUAUACAUGUGGAUGUGAGUCAGGAUUCAGCAAGAACAAUGCGACUUCUCCCUGUGUGAAACUAGAGAGCCAAAUGUAUUUCGGAUUUUUGGAGUACAUCAUUCAUACGACUGAUAUACCCCAGACCAAUGACUCUCUUCAGGGUGAAAUAGCGACGACGUCAACAGAGUUUACUAAAAUCCUUAAUAGAACCAACAACUUCAUGCACAUUGAGAUCUACAAGAUAUACAAAAGUUUAAACGUGAUGGGUACACAAGUCCAUUUCGACUUCGUUCUUCACAUGAGUAGUAAACAAGAUCGUGUUAUUACUAUGAAAGAAAUGGGAGAACAUUUAAAGAUCCAAAUACAAUUAUCAUCUCUGAAACUGACUCUAGACCCUCCAACAACCGCCCUCCGCGUGCAAUCACCAAACGAGGGAGGAAUAUGUGACGUUGUCCCGAAACGCACUAAUUGUCUGGAGCAAAGCACGCACUGUAUCAAUAGAGAAAUAGAUGAGGACUACUAUAGCUGUGAAUGCAAUGCCGGCUUUAAGAAGCCUAACACUGGCAAUAAGCGCGAUCUUUAUUGUGACGAUAUAAACGAAUGCGAGGUAUUUAAAAAUGACAACACAACAGAAGAGCGCUGUGUACACGGAGAAUUUUGCUUGAACACGUACGGAUCUUGGAACUGUACAUGUCCAAAGGAGAGACUUUGGAUGUCGGUUGGCACUCCAGAAAAUCCAGUGUAUCGAUGUCAAGGAAAUCAUAGCUAUUUGGGCAGUAUCACUCUUUUAUGGGACGCGAGAAAAGAAGUUCUUAACCGGUCGGUCAUCGAAUCGUUUUUGGCAACUCAAAUUGAAUAUGCAUAUAAGGACCCUUCUAUGGAAUCAACGUCAGCCAUUCAUAUGAAGGUAUUAUUUGUAUCUGCGACGAUUUUGGGAAACACAUCAAUAAAUAGACCAGCAUUUGGCAAUAUAUUUAUGUUAACAUACGAAUUUCGUAUCCGUCUGGGUGACCCUGUUAGUACUUCACGAUUACAACAAGUAGCCGACAAGUAUUUCAAAUAUGGCACAACCGUGGGAUAUACUGACUUUCAAAAUGUGACAAUCUAUAAUGAAUCAGACAACAUACUGUGUAAGCGAAGCAACAAUGGUAGCUGUGAUAUGAGAACCACGGUUUGUGAACAAGUCAACGGCACCACGAAAUGUAAAUGCAAACCUGGGUACAGCAUGCAUCCGUAUGACAGCCAUGCGUGUCAAGAUGUGGAUGAAUGCAACUCUGGCUACAUGUGUAUUGACGGAACUUGCGAAAACAAGGAAGGCAAUUGGACUUGUAAAUGUCCCUUAGAAACAAGCCUGGUGGUCCUCAAUGAAACUGUCCAAAAUUGCUCAGCUGCCGCAUUCAACAUGUGUACCUCAACGGAAACGCCGUACCGGCUUUUUACAUGUCGUAACGGUGAACGGAUUUGCGAGAACUCUACGUUGUCAUGCCGUUGUUAUUCUGGGUAUUUUGUAAAUGGAAGUGGCAUUAAUUCUACAUGUACAGAUUUAGAUGAGUGUUCGAGUAAUCCCUGUGGAAAUGGAACGUGUGGUAACACCAUCGGGUCAUUUUCCUGUGAUUGUAACAAAGGUUUUAUAUUGAAUAAAACUGAGAACACAUGUAUAGAUAUUGAUGAAUGCUUACAUCCGGACGACAUUUGUGUCAAUGGGAAAUGUUCCAAUAACAACGGAAACUACACAUGUACUUGUCAUAAUGGUUUCUACGAACAGUUUAGUAACCAGUACGUUACUUAUUGCACUGAUAUAAACGAAUGUACAAAUGCUUCCUACUCCUGUGAUGGAAUAUGUACAAAUCAACAAGGGUCAUUUACGUGCGCGUGCCCGCCCGGUUUUCAUGCAUCAGGCGAUAAUCACAUGCAUUUUAUGUGCACAGAUUUUGAUGAGUGUGCGAAUUCAAGUGGUUACCAAUGUAUUCAUGGGACUUGUUCAAACACAAACGGAUCGUGGGACUGCGCCUGUGGAUUUUCAAGUCGACCUUUGAAGUUGAACAACAGCGUCAUUGAAUGCAUUGAGAUUUACAGGUAUCCGAUGCAGUUUGAGGUUCAAGAGAUAAGUCUUCCAGGAGGCAGCCAACCACCUGAGAAGGAAAUCGAAAACCUCCUUAUUAAACAGCUUACAGACAUUCUGAAUACUAGCCAAUCACUUGGUGGAAAAGUCCAGUUCCCUGUUGAACUGUUACCAAACGGGUAUCAUCAUCCAUCAAAUGGCAAUAUCACAUUCAAUGUUACGGUGAUCCUUUCAACGAUGUUCAACGAUUCCGCCUUAAAAGCCGUGUUUCAGAAAUCUAAUCCAUCUCAACGAACCAUUGUGGCAGGCAGCAUACUAGUUAUUUCGUUUAGCAAAUCAGAAAUAUAUGUGGAUCAAUGCAAUUUACACUCUAAAGAUUGUGAUUUCAACUCCACCGUAUGCGUCUUCGAUAAGUCAAAAGGAAGGGUAUCAUGCCAAUGUCGCACCGGGUAUAAGGACGUCAAGUAUCAUUAUGGUGUUGGUAUUUGUGAACCAGUUAAAGAGAGUAAAGAGGAGUUUGCGUAUGUUGCCACAGUCAGUAUAACAAUCGAGGCAAACACAACUUCCGACAACUCAUCUUUAAGGGAAACGAUAAAGCAGCAGAUAACAUACAUUUACCAGGCUAUGUUUCCGAAUGACAAGAUUUGGGUCGAACUAGUGCGAUUAUUGUAUGGCAACGCACGUACAAAAAGGUAA
This is a messenger RNA of Dreissena polymorpha, 4770 nucleotides long. RefSeq lists its product as uncharacterized. The transcript has 34 exons. The record is from RefSeq and is a predicted model, not a curated record. Gene Ontology annotation, molecular function: calcium ion binding. Bases 1 to 4770 code for a protein of 1589 amino acids. NCBI's taxonomy places the organism in Eukaryota, Metazoa, Mollusca, Bivalvia, Myida, Dreissenidae.